Messenger RNA from Actinia tenebrosa (Australian red waratah sea anemone), 3408 nucleotides. RefSeq names its product tRNA wybutosine-synthesizing protein 3 homolog. Lineage: Eukaryota; Metazoa; Cnidaria; Anthozoa; Actiniaria; Actiniidae. The record is from RefSeq and is a predicted model, not a curated record.
GGGAUGUGAAAGUAGAGAAAGGACAUGACGAGAUCAAGCGGAAGUAUCCAAGCAGAGUUCAAAUUCAGGGAAACCCCCGCGCGUUCACGUGCCAAGCACAACGGGGCAGAUUGUCUUACAGUUUAGCUGACAUCUCGCCCUUUUCAAAAGGAGCUAAGAAUAGUUCCUGGUAAUAUGAACUGGAUGGUAUUUCUAUUUUUGUCUUUGAGUUUAAUCAUUACAAGAGUUCAACGAUCUAAAAAGUGAGUGGGCCCAAAACUGACCUCUGAGGCAAACCUUAACUAAACUGAGACUAUUCUGAGUUUUUUAAAAUGAAUCCAGGCUAUAAGUGUUGCCAGGCAUUUAAUUCUUUACAAUUUAUCCACAUUCAUGAUCACAUGACUAGUACAGAUAUCUGGGCCUGGUUGAAUUAAGGGUGGAUAGUGCUAUAAGACAGAUAUAUAUUUUAUCCAGUGGAUAAAUUUAUUAGAAACAGCAUGAACUUCAGUAUCCAGUACAUAAUGACAAACUGGGCCCUGGGUUUUUGUCUUCCAUCAAUUAAAAAUAUCAACUAAGACUAUAAGUGGAAAUUUUAUUUAACGGAAGUCAAAACCCAAUACUAAAAAUGGGUAUACCCUUGGCUUUCUAAUAAAAAGUUUCACAAUAGAGAGUAGGUCCCUUGCUAGGGGUGGUUCGAUGGUUUACCCCCCUCCCCGCCUCUUUCCCUUUCAGGAGAAUGAAAUAAUGUUUAGUGCUUUUUAGUUUUAAAAGAAAUGGCAUAACUAAGAUUGGUAGAAAAACGAACCUCCCCUUUCAAGGUCCUAGUGAUGGGCCUGAUGCGUAAAAGCCAAUGCUAUAGCCCUAGCCCAGGACCUCAAGAAUUCGCUAGCAUACACCAAAUUGAAAUAUGGCAAUCAUCUUGAAUAACUGUUGUUCUKUACUGACUAGCGACUGACAAGCCUCUCAUAUGUGUCAAGAAUGCUUUUGUGUUUCUAUGUGAACACAAGGCUAGUCAGUCACUAGUCAGUGUAGAACAAUAAAUAUUCAAAUUGGUCACCAUAUUGGAAGGGAGGGGUGGGUGGCUUUGUCAAAUCAAUAACCACUGCACUGUCUAAAGAGUAGAGAGUUCAAAGCAAAUUUCUGACAGGUAAGAAGAAAAACUUGUUACCCUUCUCUGUUUGUAAAUUCUGUGGYGGUAGUGGUAGUCUUGGUUGGUGGGGAGCCAAAAUUGAAAGAUAACUGUUUCCUGAAUAAGUACUGUUGGAGGCAGUGCACUGAAGUGUCCACUCAGUGAUGAAAGAGAGCAGCUUAAAACCAGAGAAACUACUUAUAUGGGCCAUAACUGCUUUUCGGUUUUCAAUAUCUUUUUAUCCCAUACUUCCUGAUAAACGUUUCUCAUCCUUUCAUUUUYCACUAGAUUUUUUUUCAAAUUCAGUUAAUCUUCUAGGCACUAGAUUCCAUUCCAGAUAUUAAGUAAGCUUUGCACAUCAAAUUCUAGCCCUUCAAAUCCUGGUCGUUCGUGCAUUCUACAGUUCAAUCCCAAGCAUCUCCAUCUUCAUAAAAAGUGAGAAGUCCCAUCACUAGGUACAACCUGUGGCUUGAUAUACCCAAUUCUCUCUUGUACUUUGGCUAUUCUUUCUGAUUCGUUCAACAUUGCAGUGUCUAGCGUAUCGUUCAAUACUGCCUUCUUCUCGCUGCCUGAUUCAGUAYUUUUUGUCCAUCUUUCUUUAGCUUUUUCGUAUUCAUCCAGGUCAUCUCGCUUUAGUUCUAUCCUAGUAGGCUUUCUACGUAGCAUUUUCAAGCUUUAAGGCUUGAAAUUUUCAAUAUUCUAAAAGCAAACGAAGACAAACUUUAGGUAAACAUUUGGCGCGAACUUCUGAUCAGCUCGGSCACAGGUAACCCACAGGGAAUAAUYRAUAUUUUWAAUGUCUGAUGUACAAAAACUAUAUAUGUUUUCCUAAAACCAAAACACAGACACCCUAAUGCUAAUUCCAAUUCAUGCUAUAGUAUUCUGAUAAGGUUUAUUUUAAAUUCUAUACAACAUUAAAAUUGAAUAAAAUUUAUUUUUCACUAAAUGAUGUAUGGGUUACCUGUGGAAAAACUGGAAUCGCUUGAGCCAAGAUGGCGGACUUUGAUAAACAAAAAGAGAAGAGUCURUCGCAGGCUGAUUUAAGUAAGAAAGGCAGCAUAGACGAACAUAUUCUUGAAUUGGUACAGUAUAUCAAUGGYCUAGAUAAUUAUUUCACUACAAGUUCCUGUUCUGGAAGAAUUUGUGUAUUUUCUGAGGAUUCAGAGCACAAAAAGAAGUCCGGAAAAUGGUUAUUUAUAUCACAURACAAGAUAGAGCUACAGUCACUUUUAUUAUCUUUAGACGUCAGUGAAGGAAAUGCUGUCUUUAAAUUUGAACCCUUUGUUCUUCAUGUCCAGUGUAAGACAAUAGAGGAUGCACAAUCAUUGUUGAGAAAUGCACUCGAGUCUGGCUACAAGAAUUCUGGAAUCGUUGUUGGAAAAAAGUCUCGUUUCAUUUUGGCAGUGAGGAGUACACAAAGCAUGSAAGUACCUAUCAUUCACAGAGGAAAACUUUUGGUAUCAAAUGAAUAUAUCAAGUACUUGGUAGAAAUUGCAAAURAUAAAAUGGAUGAAAAUUUAACAAAAAUAAAGAGAUUUUUUAAUAAUUUAAAGACAUUAAGGGAAACUGUCAAGAGGAGCUGUCAUAAAGGAAGGAAGAAACCAGACAGUCCUACUACACAAGAAAAAUCAGAGCCACAAUCUAUACAUUUAGGAACAAGAGAACUUGACCAUAUGGAGCAAGAYAAUGAUAUAGAAGACUGUUUAGCAGAUUUUUAUGAGCAUCACAUCAGCUAGCAAACUCUUAGAAUGUAGAAAAAUGUCAAAAUCACACACAACCUAAGACCAAGAUCUGGGCUUGUGAUUCAAUUUAUUGGUUGAUAGCUUGUUAGCUUGGGUGCAAUGUUUUCCCAUUUGAGAUUAAGUCAUUCCCUUAGUUGUAUCCAUAUUCAUGAUUGCAACAGUUAAACAAAACAAUCAUACUCUAGGGAAUAACAUGGUAUGAAAUAGGAAAAGAGACCAUUGACAAAAACCAAAACAAGAAACAGAAUAAUAAAUUUUGUAAUCUUUAAUUUUAUACAAAGAUUGAAUGUACAUGGACAUUCCGAAGUUGAGAACAARUAACAACCUAAGAUAACUCUUUGUCUGUCUAUACUUGCUGUUAUAAAUGCAUUUAUAGAGAAUGUGUACUGAAUUUACUUGAAAUUCAAAAUGUCUUUUAUCAGCCAGCUGACCAUCUAUCAGUGUUUGCAGCUAAGUUCCAGUUACUCUUUCAGGAAAUAAGAUAAUAAUGAAAGAUAAAAUGUUGUUACUGAAACUCAUUACCAAAAAUUGAAUAAACCUAUUGAACAUGUUUUCAGA